This is a messenger RNA of Vicia villosa (hairy vetch), 555 nucleotides long. RefSeq lists its product as uncharacterized. The record is from RefSeq and is a predicted model, not a curated record. Bases 1 to 555 code for a protein of 184 amino acids. The transcript is spliced from 2 exons. NCBI's taxonomy places the organism in Eukaryota, Viridiplantae, Streptophyta, Magnoliopsida, Fabales, Fabaceae.
AUGACGUACCUGAUGCAGCCAACCGUCGGAUCUCCAGCAAACAAGAUCCUACGCAUCAAGAAUGAAGGAACACCAUGGAUACUCACAGAGUUGUCACACAGGAUCAUGCCCAGGUUGCUUAAAAAAUUCGAGUAUGUAGACAUAAAGCAUGUCCCUAAAAUUAAAAAUCAGAAGGCUAAUGAUUUAGCACAAAUAGCUUUAGGAUAUAAGAUCUCAAAGGAGAAGCUAGAGGAAUUGGUUGAAGUAAGAGGAAAAGCAAUGGCAACCAAAUUAUCUCCAAGUGACUUGGAAAGAAAUCGUUUAGGUUACACUAGCGAAAAGGAAUUCAAAUUGUUGGCUAUUGAUACUCUAACAAACACAGAUUGGAGAACUCCAAUUAUAGAGUAUCUUAAAGAUCCUUCGUUGAACACAGACAGAAAGACCAAGUAUAGAGCUUUGUCGUACGUUUUGAUGGGUAACGAAUUAUUCAAGAAAAAUCCUGAAGGCAUCUUAUUAAAAUGUUUGGGUGAGAAUGAAGCGUACUUGGCAUUAUCUAGCGUUCAUAGUGGAGCAUGA